This is a messenger RNA of Cloeon dipterum, 6776 nucleotides long. RefSeq names its product sal-like protein 1. Gene Ontology annotation, cellular component: nucleus. Gene Ontology annotation, biological process: regulation of transcription by RNA polymerase II. The transcript has 10 exons. NCBI's taxonomy places the organism in Eukaryota, Metazoa, Arthropoda, Insecta, Ephemeroptera, Baetidae. The coding region runs from base 1038 to 5261 and encodes 1407 amino acids. The record is from RefSeq and is a predicted model, not a curated record. Gene Ontology annotation, molecular function: RNA polymerase II cis-regulatory region sequence-specific DNA binding; DNA-binding transcription factor activity, RNA polymerase II-specific.
ACUGCCACCCCACUACCAGAGACCGGAGAGAGCAGAGCAUUUCAACAAAUUCUCUCGUCAUUUCCCUCGCAGGGCACACACGCACCACAUCGCUGCCUGCUCGCGAGUCGCACGUCUGCAAAGUCUUCAGGAGCGAUUUUUUUCUUCCCUCGACAGUUCGCGAAUUGUGCCCCGGUGCCGAAGAGGAGUGAUAUUCGCGAGACAAGUGGUGCUGCUCAGAGGAAAAAUUGGCUCUCAUCCGACUCCUCCCCCUCCAGUAGCCGGUCGGGACAUCUUCGGACGGCGUCCCGGUGCGCGAGUUAAGACACCCUUUCCCACCGGCGACCAGCGUGCACCCCGAACCGGCUCGGGGUAGUCGGGGCGGAUAGUGGACGGUAGAGGGCAGUCGCGUCUAGUGGGCAGGUCCAGAGAUUGUGUGUGCGCACUUGUAUCAUAUCCAUAUUUAUGUGUUGGAGCUAACCAAUGGGAAGGCGUCUGCGGAGGCUUUGACUGGCUCUCCCCUCUCCUGGCUGUCCCCUUGUUUAACUCGCCCGAGAAUAAGAUUAUCAUAAGCAGUCAGCAAUAUUGAUAAUCAUAGCCAGCGGCAGCAGCGGCCGGAGCAGCAGCAUCUCUACUGUGGUGUGUCUGUGUCGAGUGCGCCCCAGCCGCCGUGACCCGACUGUGUGUGUGUGUGCGUUUGUGAGGGGGUGCCUUCGAGGUGGAGGUGGAACACACACACACACACAAUACUCUCUCACACACACGCCGAAAGACUGGAAACAAUAUUGCAUGAGCAGUUAUCAUACAGCAAGACUUGCGCAGUGCAACUGAGAAACUGUAUUGGUGGUCAAAAAAUUUCUGCCGAGAAGAAGAAAAGUGCUGAAAGAUGAAGCUGUAGUCAGCACUUUGCCGCAGGCCACGCAUCAUAACCAUCUGCACACCCGCUCGUCGCUCUGCUCCACAAACAGUCUUCAGGCAGUGUCCAGCCGACUUCUGUCCGGCGGUCAUGUGCUGAUCCUGAGACUGUUUCGCCCCCGCGGACGUCACUUGGCAGCAUCAUGUCUAGGAGGAAGCAGGCGAGACCGAUCAGGGUGCUCGAGCCAGAAGAUGCUCUGCAAUCUGCACUUACUGAACCUGCUGAACCUGGUACCAGCAUAUUGGGUGCAAUAAACGAAAAUUCGUGCUCAGUGUCGGAAGACGACGGUGCAGAAAGCGAGGAUUUGCAGGACGCAGACCCCAACAGCGAGCGCCAGUGCCGACGUUGCAAGGCCGACUUCGUGAAUUUGGCCGCCUACGUGGCUCACAAGCCGACCUGCGCCAAGCCGGUGGACGAGGAAGAGCUCGCUGGCUCCUCAGGUGAGGACGCCGACGACGAAAAGCGCGACGGCGGCGAGGUGCUAAAGCGCCGUCGCCUCCAGGACGCUGAGAACAACAACGGAGCCGUCACAACCCCCAACAAAGAGGAGAUGGAGGACUUUAGCGAGCCAAACAAAGUAGCGAAUAUGAUGAACCUGGCACCACUGCUGAACCUGUCGUCGGGCGGCGGAUCCCCGAACGCGGCAGCCGCCCUGGCGACGCUUUCCACGCUGCCCGGCGCAGCAGGUCUGUUCUCCAGCUCUGUCACCCUGGAAACAAUGCAGAACACUAAGGUGGCCGUGGCGCAGUUCGCUGCGACCGCCCUGGCCAACUGCGCCAACAACCCUGCCGCGAUGCAGGAGUUGGCCGUGCUGCAGUCGACGCUGUUCGCGCUGCAGCAGCAGCAGGUGAUGCAGAUGAACAUCAUCCAGCAGCUACAGCAGCAGCUCACCCUGAACAGAGACAGCAAAGAGGGCAGCCCGGUGUCCCCCGCGUCCAUUCCCAGGAGCCAGCAGGAUGACAUUCUCACUCCCCCCUCUCCUCCCAUAUCAAUCCCUUCCAGCCUUCCCCUCUCGUCGGCGAACGUGCCCCUCCAGCCGAGCGGUUACCACCACGAGAGGGAGCGCGAGCGAGUCAUGGAGAAGGAGCGGUUCAUGCAGCCUUCGCCCUCGUCGCAGGGCACGGCGCUGCCGGCCACGAUGAUGAGCAAGCCGCUGUCCGCGGGCCCACGCAUCUCGAUGGCCGAGAUCUCGCACACGAUCAAGCCACCGGUGAAGGAUUCGCCGAGGGUGCCGACCCCGCCCACUACCUCAUCCGCCCCGACAAGCAUCGCCAACUCGAUCAUCCCGCCGCACCCGCUGCACCACCAGACGGGAGGUGUGACCGGCUGCUCCAUCUCGGCGACCCUGGCGGACACCAUCAUCACCAACACGGAACCGUUCCCGUCGCUGGACGAGCCGAACUCGCUCGAGAUGCUUCAGCGGCGCGCGCAAGAGGUGCUGGACAGCGCCAGUCAGGGCCUGCUCGCCGGUAACCUGGCCGACGAGCUGGCGUUCCGCGGCAGCGGUGGCUCCAAGGGCGGCAAGAACGGCGACGGCAAACGCGGCAGCGAGCCCUUCUUCAAGCACCGCUGUCGCUACUGCGGCAAAGUGUUCGGAUCGGAUUCGGCGCUGCAGAUCCAUAUCCGCUCGCACACAGGUGAGCGACCGUUUAAAUGCAAUGUUUGUGGUAGUCGUUUCACCACGAAGGGCAAUCUGAAAGUUCAUUUCCAAAGACACACGUCCAAGUUUCCGCAUAUUAAAAUGAAUCCAAACCCCGUACCCGAACACUUAGACAAAUACCACCCGCCACUGUUGGCGCAGUUACAGCAAAACAAUCCUUCUUCGUCGUCGCCUCCCCUGAUCCCCCACCCCGUCAUCGGGUCGAGCCUGCCGCCCUUCCCGCCGUCGCAGGUGUCCACGCACCCGCCCUCCAUUCCCAUUCCCUCUUCGCACCACUUUCGGGCCAACUCGCACCCUCUGUUGAACACUUCCACCCUGGUCGCACCUACCGGUUUGCAAAUUCCUCCGCCCGCCGUCGCUGCAGUUCCGCCGUCGCAGCAGCAGCAGCAGCAACACCAACAACACCACCACCUGUCGCUGCCGCUGCACCACCACCACCACCACCACCUGAAACGCGAGCAGUACCAACCCCCGCAGGACGUACCUGAAAACCUGAGCAAACCGGCGCCGCGCCCCUCGAGUAACACGAGCUCCGCGUCGCCUCCGCUGCACGCGCGCGUCAAAGCGGAGGCGGUCUACUCGGACGACGAUGAUGCCGACAAGCGCAGCAACAGCAACCACCACGAGGACCUGAUGCACCCACUAACGUCACCCUCGUCCCACCACACCCCGCACAAUGACCUGCACCACCGACCACCCUCGUCUUCUAACCCCUACCUCGACGAAGAGCUGAGCGGAGGCGGCCGCAGCAGCAGCCGCGCCGGCGACUUUAGCGAGGAGGAGGCGGCGCUCGGGGGUGGCGACCGCGACGCCGGCUCGCCGCCCCCGCCGUCGUUUGUCGACGCUGCCGCCGACGAGACUUCGCAGAGAUCGCUGCUCUCCCAGCAGGCCGCGUCGCGACACGACCAGCCCGAGAACCUCAAUGAGUCGUCUCCGUUGCCGUCACCCGCGUUGGCGCGAUCCUGCGGCAGCCCCUCUGAGAGCAACUCGCUGGGCGCGCUGGACCUCACGCCCAAGAUCGCCUCGCCGCCGGCCACCGUCGUCAGCAGCAGCAGCAGCACCGGCGGCGGCGGCGGCGGCAGCAGCAGCGUUACUCCCUCGGCCCUGUUCGCCUCCCCGCCGGCGAUGAACCUGCCCCCGCACCUUGUCAACGGCAAUUUCCUGUCGAGCGCGUCGGCGGCUGCCAUUCUGGCGCGAAUGCCGCCCAUGCACGGGUCACCAGUCGGUCGAAUUGUUGCAGCACGAGGCAACACGACGUGCAACAUUUGCUUCAAGACGUUCGCCUGCAACUCGGCCCUAGAGAUCCACUACAGGAGCCACACCAAAGAGCGGCCCUUCAAGUGCACCAUCUGCGACCGCGGAUUCUCGACCAAGGACGGGGACGCCACCCUGACUAACUCGCCCCGUUCCGAUCACCCCCUAUCACCCAACCCCGCUCCUUGCGUCUGUGACCAGUGGCGUAUCCAGCACAACUCUCCUGCCCCCAAAUCAAAACGCCAAACCCCCAAAAUCCCGUCCAGAGUCAAGAGAAAACCUCCUGCUCACGGUUUCGGAAUUACGGCCAGAUUCCCCUACUCCCAUCUCAACCUGUUCUUUGACGCUGGAUAUGCUACUUCACCACUAGCAAGGCAACACCUUCCGGGCAACAUGAAGCAGCACAUGCUUACCCACAAGAUCCGCGACAUGCCGCAGCACCUGUUCGACACGAGUAAGAAGCCGUCGUCCCGCGACCGCGACCUGGUGCACUCGAGCCAGAUGCUAUCGCACGGCCAUCACCCCUCGUCGCUGUUGCCGCAGCAGCACCACCAGCCACCGAUGCACCUGUCGCUGCAGUCCUUACAGAACUGCAGCAACAGCAACUCGGAGGACGGGUUGGAGGAGCGGGCGCCGUCGACGCCCACCUCAGACUCUCACAUCAGCACCCGAUCGCCCGAACUGGGCCUCAAGAGACCGUCGCCUGAGGAAGACAUGCCCAUGGCCAAGCGACCUUCUGGCUUGCACAAGCACUUGUGCCACGUUUGCAAUAAGAACUUCUCCUCUUCGUCCGCCCUGCAGAUCCAUAUGCGCACCCACACAGGAGACAAGCCCUUCAAAUGCACCGUCUGCCAAAAGGCCUUCACUACCAAGGGAAAUCUUAAGCAUUGCUUACAGGUGCACAUGGGCACUCACAUGUGGAACAACGGCGCCUCUCGCCGCGGCCGCCGCAUGUCGCUCGACCUGCCGCCCAUCCCGAUGACCCCCAAGGACUCGGAAUUCUUGCAGCGACGACCAGACCUAUUUUACCCCUACUUGACAACACCCUUCAUCAAUGGAAUGCAGCAAAAGCUGAACGAAAUCUCCGUGAUCCAGUCGUCGACGCCGCCGGGCGGUCUGCCGUCGCCGCCAAGCAAGUUUGGUCCGGGUCUGCCAAUGGGUUUCCACGGGCUGGGCCAGCCGUUCGACAAGCCGCUGGGCCUGACGACCGCCGAUGCGUCGCGGUCGCCGUCGCCUGAGGACAAGUCGUCGCCACUGUCGCUAGUGCGGCACGCGUCGUCGCCGCCGGCCGCCUCCGCCUGGGACAUGCACUACCGCCGCCUCUCGCCCGCCGACCGCAACGGAUCGCCGCCGUCCACCCAGCAGGGCAUCAUGUCAUUGUCGCCAUCGCCGCCGGCCGGGGCACAGAACGCCGAGGCACCGCAGCAUCGCGGCGAGUCCUUGGUCGCCUGAACGGGACAAAGCGUAUCUCCACAUAUCUCUCUCUUGGUGUUUUUAAAAAACAAAAAGCAGCGUAAUGUUUAAAUGAUGAAGAAUUAAACCUGAUUAGAACAGAUGAGUGCUCGCUUUUUGCUGGUGGACUGAUACUGGCCUGUCUCUACUUGGUCUGGCGAUACUAUAUUUUUGUUGGUCUAGCGUUGCUGUUUUCAGUUCAUGAAAUAUGAAGCGCAAUACUGACUCCCUUUAAAAACCAAGCCGUUGGCUCGCAUCGAUGAGUGCAUGCACUUUCAAUGUGCAGAGUUAGUGUAGAGUUAGAACUCAUCUAGUCCUUGUUACCUGUUUUUAAGUUAGGAACUGUCUUGUCUCAAAUGUCAUUUCUUUAGUUUUUUAGAUCAUUACCAGUACAGUCUUCCAGUGAAAGUGACGCAAAUUAAGUAUGUGUCCAUGUUAUGUAUCAAUUAUAAUCAUCAACCGCGAGGUUUGUACGUGUAAGAUAGGUCACCACCCACGAAACAACACACACACACACACGCUAUUAGUGUACCACAAUGAAUGUGCAAUCGCUAUAUAUUUAUUAUCUCUCGUGUAAAAAUAAAAUCAGUUGCAGCAGUUUUAAUAUUAAAAAGAUUCAAAAGAAAAAGAGAAGCGUAAAGCCAAGAUUGGAUAUAUUAAUAUGCUAAAAAAAGUAAAAUGUUGUCUCCCGAAUCGUGCGGCGGAAAUGUUCCUAUAUUUCUACAUGGUUAUUAUCCUAGUCUAAAAACGGGAAAAUGCGCGCCAGACAUUGUGCGGGAGAGUGCUAAUCCAGUUUUCAUACAUUAAUCAGUGCAUUGUUGUCAACAUUGUUGCAUUGCUCCGAUGAUUGUGCUUCGCAACACAAUUGAUCGAGCGAUUGUAAUCAGCAGCAUUAUACGAGUUUCCUCUUUUCACCCCAUCCUGCCUCAUGGCGAGGCGUUAAAUGUGUAUGACAUUAUGAUUUUCUCACUACAUCUUCUUGGUCGAGGAAUGAUUUUUUGGAAGACAAUCCUGUGAUAAAAUUCUACUUUUAUUGCACUUUUUAAUCAAAUGAUCUAGCAGAAGAACCAAAUCUCCAGCUCGUUUUCAUUCUAGUAUUAUAUCGUUCGUGUAUUCCAGACGAUUCCAAAUUUUCAAUUGUUUCUAAGAUGGUCUUGAACAAUGUCCAGUAUUAUUGUUACUAUUAUUUAUGCUAAAGUAUCGUGAAGUUAGUUAUUUUUAAUUUAUUUAAGAGUGGACUACAAAUGGUUUUGAUUGAGGAAUUGAAUUCUUUCUCUGUAGAUUUUCCUUUAUGUUGAUAUUGAAUGAUAUAUCAAAUAUAUACGCUUUCUUUAUUGAAGCUGACUGUAAUAAAUGUUUAUGGGAAGAUUCACAUGUGCGUGGAUGCCAAGAGGUAGAAUUAAUAUGUAAAUGUGUGUGCAUAUAUGAAAAUUUUAAAUGCAAAAAUACUGUACAUACAUGAAAUGUAUUUGUGAAUGGUAGCAUAAUUAUAAAAUAAAAGUAUUUGAAAAAGAA